AUGGGGCAGUCUCUUUCAGCGCCACAACAGCAGUUUGUUGUUGAACGUCAAUUUCUUCUGGCCAGUAACAACCUUGCUGUUUCGGAUGCCGAUCUUAAGGCACUUCUUCUAGCUUUGGACACUCAUUGCCCCUGGUUUCCUCAGGAUGGCACUUUGGAUUUAAAAGACUGGGAGAAAAUAGGACAUUUUUUCCAUAACCAUCCUCAAAUUAAUGUCAAGGUUCUGCUUGCAUGGUUUAAAGUUUAUAAAGCGAUGUCCUGCCUGACACCAGCUAAUAUCCUUUUGGCUUCUUCGCCUGCUGCUUUGCCUCUUCCCUCUCCAAUUUUAUGCCAACCGUUGCCUUCUUCGAAACCACCAGUUUAUGUACCUCCUAAACCACCGGAUCUCUCUCCUUCGGUUCCUACUGUCCUGCCACCGCCUCCCUCUGCCCCUCCUCCAGCUUUUUCACCAGGGGUGCCCAACGUUGCUACCACUCCUCUUCAAGAGUCUCUCCGUGCCGCUGCUCCAUUGCUGGCUUUUGAUUCUGCCACACCAAAUCUUUUUCCUGUAAUUGUUCCUGCCGCCGUGGGGGGAGGCCCAGCCCGCCACGAACAGUUUGAUUUAAGAUUCAUAAAGGAACUGUAUUCCUCUGUCAGGGACAAUGGCUUACAUUCUCCUUAUACCCUGGGACUUUUUGGCACUAUUUUUCAGCAAAAUCUAAUACCAGAGGAUGUAAAAUUAUUAGCCCGCACUGUUAUGCAGCCUCAUCAAAUGAUUUUGUUUAUACAAGCUUGGCAUUGGGCUUGCCAACGUCGCGUUGAUGGCAUUCGCAACAAUCUCAACAAUGCUGCGCAGGCAGCUCACCAAGCCGCGAUUGCCGCCGCUGGCGCUCCACCUCCAGCCCCUGUUAUGUUGACCCAUACUGAUGUUUUUGACGGCCUGACAGGUGGGGGCAAUUUUCUUACCAUCGCCCAGCAGCUAGCCCUUGAUCCCAUGUAUUGGGAAGCCACUACCGCUGCCGCUCAGGAGGCCCUGUCCGCUGUGCCUGAUGAAAAGACUGAGCGUGAUGGACGUUGGGGCAGCGUCCGGCAAGGCCCUGCAGAGCCUUAUGGACAAUUUGUCGAUCGCUUGUAUAACACCCUCAAGCGGCAAGUUCAGGACGUCGCAGCCCAAGAAGUGAUUGUCCGCCAGCUUGCGUUUGAUAAUGCAAAUGAGGACUGUAAGCAAGCACUGCGCCCUUUGAUGACAACGCCAAAUAUUGCCAUUGCAGAUAUGCUUAAGGCCUGCCAGUCAGUGGGCACUGAGACGCACAAAGCCCGUCUGUUAGCCGCAGCUCUAUCCUCUACAGUAUCCCAGAAUCCUGCCAAGGACAAAACUUGUUUUGGUUGCGGAAAAAUGGGACAUUUUCGUGCGCAGUGCAGAUCCAUCACGCAGCAAUGCCGCCCUAGCACAAAGUGCCCUAUUUGUAAGAAAGGCUUUCACUGGGCUAACCAGUGCCGUUUUGCCGUGCCUCGACAAAGUCAACAACAACAACAAAAACAGCAACAUCAACAAAACCAACUGACGGGAAACCGGCAGUCGGGCCCACCCCGGGCCCAGGCACAACAAUAG
Podarcis lilfordi (Lilford's wall lizard) is the source of this 1590-nucleotide messenger RNA. NCBI's taxonomy places the organism in Eukaryota, Metazoa, Chordata, Lepidosauria, Squamata, Lacertidae. The record is from the annotation of a GenBank genome assembly.